This is a messenger RNA of Phycomyces blakesleeanus NRRL 1555(-), 441 nucleotides long. RefSeq lists its product as hypothetical. Lineage: Eukaryota; Fungi; Mucoromycota; Mucoromycetes; Mucorales; Phycomycetaceae. The record is from RefSeq and is a predicted model, not a curated record. The transcript has 4 exons. The coding region runs from base 1 to 441 and encodes 146 amino acids.
AUGAAAAGUAUCAAUAUUUUGGAUAAUGAUUUCUCUACAUAUUACUGCAUGCUAUAUUCAGGCAUCGCUUUAAUGGCUAAACGGUUGUUGAUUUUAUCCGAACAUGAAUUCCAUUUCGGAUCGUCUGGUGCCCAGAGGGGUAACUGGGUUGGUAAGACAAAGAUCGUCAAUGGACCCGUCUAUGUAAAGAAAACCAAGAUCUUUGAAAUUUCUGAUCAUAGCAUCGGUAGUCUUUCAAAUAUAUAUAAAGACCUAAUCCUGAUCCUGAUCCAAGGGGGAAAAGAUUCCUUCCAAGUCCGUGACUUCGGUGAUAAAAAUGGUGUACCCAUAUCUCUGGGAGCAUUUUCCUCCUAUUAUAGUCCGGAAACUUCUUUCCAGGUGAAUCUAGAUAUCGAGUCAAAAAUCACCAUUGGAACCAGUACUUUGUUUUCCAUAAUGUAA